Messenger RNA from Helianthus annuus (common sunflower), 1513 nucleotides. RefSeq names its product probable glucan endo-1,3-beta-glucosidase A6. Gene Ontology annotation, molecular function: hydrolase activity, hydrolyzing O-glycosyl compounds. Gene Ontology annotation, cellular component: plasma membrane. The coding region runs from base 23 to 1129 and encodes 368 amino acids. The record is from RefSeq and is a predicted model, not a curated record. Gene Ontology annotation, biological process: carbohydrate metabolic process. The transcript has a single exon. NCBI's taxonomy places the organism in Eukaryota, Viridiplantae, Streptophyta, Magnoliopsida, Asterales, Asteraceae.
UACACUCACCAUCUCCAUUAAAAUGAGAUUCACAGUCUAUGAAAUGGACAAACACACAGUUACUAAAAUGGCUAUCAUGUCCUUGUCUUUCUUGUACCUCCUAGCUUGCUCAAGGGCCAUAUCAAACAGAAUUGGCGUAAAUUUCGGGCGGGUAGGGAAUAAUCUUCCACCACCUUCUCGAUCCAUCGAGCUUCUACAAAUCAUGAAGGCGGGUCGGGUCAAACUCUAUGACGCUGACCACGAAAUACUUCAACUCUUAUCGACAACGAACAUAGAGGUCACAGUCAUGGUCACUAAUGAAGAAAUAUCAGGAAUUGCUAAUAACCAACAAGUUGCAGACCAAUGGGUGCAUGAACAUAUCCUUAACCAUUAUCCUGCCACCAUGAUUCGAUACGUGCUUGUUGGCAACGAGGUUUUGAGUUACACGAGCACGGAUCAAGACAUGCGGAUCAUGAGAGAUCUUGUACCCGCAAUGGGCCGGAUUCGGACCACACUUAAAACACUAGGCAUUAACAAUAUCAAAGUUGGUACUCCUCUUGCAAUGGACAUUAUGGAGUCAACUUUCCCACCUUCAAGUGGAGUGUUUAAGCCCGAGAUUGUUAACCAUAUCGUACCAUUACUAAACUUCUUACGUGGGACGAAUUCGUUUUUCUUUCUUGAUGUUUACCCGUUUCUUUCAUGGGCCGAUAACCCGACGGGUAUAAACCUUGAUUAUGCUUUAUUUGAAGGUAAUCAGACUUUUACAGAUAUGGGUAGUGGGCUAACCUACACGAACCUGUUAGAUCAGAUGAUCGACUCGGUCUACUUCGCUAUGGCUAAACUGGGUUACAAUAAUGUGAAGAUUGCAAUAGCCGAAACGGGUUGGCCACAUGGAGGUGGCUCGAACCAGCAGGGUGCUAGUAAAGAAAAUGCAGCUAAGUAUAACAGAAAUGUGAUUAAAAAGAUGGCCGCGGUGCCACCUAAGGGGACCCCAGCGCAACCCGGGUUCAUCAUACCAACAUUUAUCUUUUCAAUGUAUGAUGAGAAUGAGAAAACUGGUCCGGAAUCAGAGAGACAUUGGGGGUUGCUAUAUCCUGAUGGAACCGCAGUUUAUGAGGUCGACUUGAGUGGGAAGGCAUACAAGUCUUGAUUAUCGGCUUUUGACUGAUAUAUAUAGGGUUGGGUUCAAUGCAGAAUCACAAAUAAUUUGAGAACCAAUCUGAAUCGUUCGUAUAUUAUAGAAAAUUAAACAAAAGGAUAUCAUUGUAAAAGAUUAAACGAGUUAUAUCUCUAAUAAUUAAUUUUCCUACAUUCACUCCUCUUUUUCUCGUAACAAUUUCGUACACGCGUGUAGAUCAGAGAAUUUAUACUGAAUCUACACGUGUGUACAUGUUUAUAAAAUAUGAAUACACACAUAAAUUUAUCUACACAUACGCAUAUAUAUUUAUUAAAGUACAUGAUAUAACCAUUAUGUAGUUUAAUAGUCAAGUUAGUAUUGUAGAUAAAUACACAAAUAAAUUAAUGUUCUAGAUUG